UUUAAGACCAAACACGGAAGAGGUCAAAAUCGUUAGCUUUAGCCUCGUAACAAAUUCCAUUCGACCAACCAUGUGGCCAUUUCAACCUCAUUGGAUCUCAGUUUGUUUUCCUUAUAUUUUUCACAUAUUAAUUUAUGUUCCUCUUUCAGCAGGAUUGUCAAUACCUGUCGCAGUAAAUUUGGGGGACACUGCUGUUCUAACUUGUAAUGAGACAUGUGAUGGAGUGGUCUCAUGGAGGACUUCCCUUGGAAAGCUGGAGGUUUUAAAAUGUGUCCGAGAUAAUUGCACUGAAGGAGAUGGCUUUAAGAACAGAGCAAGCCUCUUUGCUAAUAAAUAUCAAUCAUAGAAUCCCAUCUCUCACACUGCAUCCUGCUCUGUACAAUGACGAAGGCUGGUACGAGGCUCAUUGUGAUUCAGCAUUUGUCUGUAAAGUAUUCUUGGAAGUUUUUGUACCCAACACUGUGAACGCCUCAGUUGGAAACAACAUAACACUAUUCUGCUAUGCACGUACAGAGAAAACGAUAGCUGAUAAUGAUGUGAACAUCCUGUGGAAAAGAGAAGAUAAAAUAGUUUUGGAAGUUCAAAAUGGAAUAACACACCAUGGUUUAGGUUUUACAGACAGGGCCUCCGUUUCAUUAAAUGGCUACAGGAUUGGAGAUCUUUCCCUUAACAUAGUUGGGGUCACCCCAUCAGAUAAAGGGUUAUACCGUUGCUAUCACAAAACACAAGAGGAACAUGGACAUCCUGGAGCUAUCACUCUCCACGUCAAAGCUCACCAGCAUUUCCUUCAUAGAAAGUCUGGCGAUAAUCUAACCUUGGACCUGUUCAGCACAGACCCAGUAACAGUAUUUUUCAAUGAGAUACAGAUCUGCACUGUGGAGAGAGCCAACGCUUCAUGCAGCUCCGACUACAAUGACAGAAUGUCUGUCUCUAAUUACUCUCUUGUGCUGCAAGUAUUGACCGCAGCUGAUAAUGGGACGUUUACUUUGAAAGACAAGAUGUGUGAAGUCAUUAGUGUCAACACUGUCACUGUGGAGGGGGUCGCUCAAAGACAUCACUUCAUAGAUAUGGCUAUAACAGCUGUUUUCGUUCUCUUUUUGAUUUACCUUCUCACCAAAAUCUUUCAAUAUCAUAGAAAGACAGGGCAAAUUAAAUUUCACUGCAGGUUUAAUGUUGCACAGUCUAGUGUGCAUCUCAGUCCAGCCUCAUUGAGUGAGCCGGAACACAUAGGAUUGCCACACCAGGAGACUUGCCAAAACAACGUUUCAGAGCAGCUUGACACUACUCUUCGCACACCUGUAGAGGAAACCACACCUUUCAUACCUGGGAUUACCACUGAGAAGCAGGACAAUCCUGUAGAGGACUAAAAGUGGGAGAAUCAAAGCUGACCAAUAUGGGAAUGCUUUAAGGAUAAUACUGAACUGCUUAAGAUUCCUCUUCUGCUGUCCUAUUGCCACUUUUCUCAAACUGGGUCUGCUGAAAAUGCCUGAAAUGUGAUCAAAAAUACACAACAAUAAUGGCUCAGUUGGUUAAACCCAAUGCAAUGGUAUGGGUGGCAUUAUUUUUUAAGGGCUGUCUUAGGGUACUGUGUAACUAUGCCAAUGAACAUUGUUUAAAAACUAAAAAGAAGAAGAAAUUCUCAUUUAUUUUUAGCUGUUUUCACAAUCUAGCUGUGCACCUUAGCACGUUUCGUGUGUAUAAAUCCAAAGUCAAAUGUUUAAUUGAAUUGUAUUUAGGUUAAUAAGGUUAAAGGGUUAGUUCACCCAAAAAUGAAAAUCCUCUUAUCAUUUACUCACCCUCAUGCCAUCCCAGAUGUGUAUGAUUUUCUUCUACAGGACACAAAUUAUAAUGUUUAGAAGAAUAUUUCAGCUCUGUAGGUCCUCACAAUGUAAGUGAAUGGGUGCCAACAUUUUUACACUUCAAAAAUCACAUAAAUGCAUCACAAAGGUAAUCAAUAAGACUCCAGUCCAUAUCUUGAGAAGUAAUAUGAUAGGUGUGGGUGAGAAACUGAUCAAUAUUUAAUUCCUUUGGCUAAAAAUGAUUCUCUCUGCCCAGUAGGGGGCUGUAUGCAUGAAGAAUGUGAAAGUCAUCUGUUUAUCACCCACACCUAUCAUUUCGCAUAUGAAGACAUUGAUUUAACGAGUUUUCUGGAUUAAUUUUAAUGCUGAUUUAAGUGUUUUUUUUUAGCUUAAAAUAUUUUGCACCCAUUCUCUUGCAUUGUAUGGACUAAAAGAAUUGAGAAGUUCUUCUAAAAUCUUAUUUUGAGUUCAGCAGAUGAAAGAAAGUCAUACACAUCUAGGACAGAAUAACGGUGAGUACAUUUUGAGAGAAUUUUCAUUUUUGUGUGAACUAUUCCUUUAAAUACAGUCAAUUAAAGCCAUGAAGUGUUUAUCACCAAGCAAAUGGAAGAAAUCACUGCAAUUCUCAGGUUGUUACACUGGCAUUAAUGUCAUUUUACUUAUUUACAAAUGACUGAAUGGCUCAGGUAGAUCAGUAUUUUCCUUUGUUUGCAUACCUUACAAGCAUCUUAAAUCACUAGAGAUAGAUCACUAAUGCCUAGUGAUCGAAAAUGUUGACGUAGCACAGCUAUUACGUAUACUAGCCACAAAUGAAGUCAUCAUCAUGAUGUCAGAUGUGCCCAAACUGAAAACCCACCAGUUUUAUUGUACCUUUUCUCAUUAAGCAUUAUAAUGCACUUAUUCAUGCACUGCACAUUUAUUUUUCUCCUGCA
Messenger RNA from Xyrauchen texanus (razorback sucker), 2731 nucleotides. RefSeq lists its product as uncharacterized. NCBI's taxonomy places the organism in Eukaryota, Metazoa, Chordata, Actinopteri, Cypriniformes, Catostomidae. The transcript has 6 exons. The coding region runs from base 297 to 1367 and encodes 356 amino acids. Gene Ontology annotation, biological process: T cell costimulation; cellular response to lipopolysaccharide; cell surface receptor signaling pathway. Gene Ontology annotation, cellular component: external side of plasma membrane. The record is from RefSeq and is a predicted model, not a curated record.